AUGAUGAGUUUGAUUUCUCAAAAUGCUAUACCAAAAGAGGUGAAAAAGAAUGCAUAUAAGGAUGGGACUGCACUCAUUGGUAACAAAGAGGUUGAGGAUGGACAGGAGCUUGAUUUGGAUGCUAUAAAGAACCGAAAGAGAAGAGGAGAACGAAAGGAAAAGAAUGAAGUAUUAGAGAUUGAGCAGGAGAGGGAAAUGAAGAAGCUAGAGAACGUUUUGUUUGGCUUUUUGUACUCUCCCAUUGACUUUGGGAAGGACAAUGAUGAAACGAUUAUUGAGGUUGACAAUAGUUCCACAUUGUUCUUUAUGGACAGGUCAGCAAAUAGUAAGUUGUCUGUUUAUGAAGAGGAUGUGGAGUUGGUGGAAGAAACAAGUGACGAGGAGGAAAUUAAGCAAAGGAAGCCUGUAUGGGUAGAUGAAGAAGAGGAGAACGCCGGCAUAAAUAUCGCAAAAGUAAACAAAUUGAGAAAGGAAGAGGAUGAGUGUAAUUUCUGGCAAGAGAUUACAGCUCUGACGAUGAGGAUGUCGAUCAAGAAAGUGGGGACAGUGGUGGCCACUAGUUACGAGGAUGCUGAAGGUGUUCAUCAUAUCCUUAAAAGGAAUGAAGAUUUCGUUGUGAAGAGUAGUGCAAAAUUGUUACCAGGGCAUCUAGAGCACUCAAGACUGAUGGAUGCCAAUAUGACAGAACAUUCGAAUGGUCCCAUAAAAUCAGUUCAUUAUCACAGAAAUGCACAGUUACUCCUUGCUGCUGGAUUGGAUAAGACACUGAGAUUUUUUCAAAUUGAUGGAAAAAAGAAUGCUAAAAUACAAAGCAUUUUCCUUGAUGGUUAUCCGAUUUACAAGUCUUCUUUCUUACCCGAUGGAUCUCAAGUUAUUAUAUCAGGAAGAAGAAAGCUUGCUUAUAGCUUUGAUUUAUUCACGACAAAGAAAAGUGAGAUAGGCCCUCUAAUUGGAAGGGUGGAGAAGAGCUUGGAAAGCUUCGAGGUUCCUCCUGAUUCUAAUACAAUUGCUUUUCUCGGCAAUGAAGGGUAUAUUUUAUUAGUUUCAACGAAAACAAAAGAACUCAUUGGGACCCUGAAAAUGAAUGGGACUGUUCGUUCAGUAGCUUUUACUAAUGAUGGACAGCAAUUGCUGAACUCUGCUCUAUGCACUUCCCCGACUGGAAAUUUAUUUGCAGCUGGUUCAGACACGGGGGCUGUGAACAUAUACGACAUGGAAGACUUCUUAGGUGGGAAGAGGAAACCCCUCGAGACCCUUCAUAACCUGAACACUGAAGUGAAUUUCAUGAAAUUCAACACUGAUUCUCAAAUGUUAGCCAUCUGUUCGAACAUGAAGAAGAGCAGCUUAAAAUUGUUUCAAGUUCCAUCAUUUUCUAUGUUCUCUAACUGGCCGCCAUUAAAUCAGGCUCUGCAUCAUGCGAAUUGUCUGGAUUUCAGUCCUAGUGGAGGUUUUAUGGCAUUGGGAAAUGCUGCUGGGAAAGUGUUACUUUACAAGCUCCAUCACUAUCAUAAUGCAUAG
Fraxinus pennsylvanica is the source of this 1518-nucleotide messenger RNA. The record is from the annotation of a GenBank genome assembly. NCBI's taxonomy places the organism in Eukaryota, Viridiplantae, Streptophyta, Magnoliopsida, Lamiales, Oleaceae.